AUGGAGGGGCUUCUGUUCAACGUGAACAACGGCUACAUCGAGGGCAUCGUUCGUGGAUACAGGAACGGUCUACUCACAGGAUCCAACUACUCCAACCUGACACAAUGCGAGACGAUUGAUGAUCUCAAGCUUCAGCUUGGCCCUGCCUACGGCGACUUCCUAGGCAACCUCCCUCCAAACCCCUCGACUUCGGCCCUCGCAUCCAAGACGACAGAUAAGCUCGUGUCUGAGUUCCGCUAUGUGCGCGCCAAUGCUGUCGGUGCACUUGCGCAGUUCAUGGACUACGUCACCUACGGCUACAUGAUCGACAACGUUGCCCUUCUCAUUACCGGCACUCUGCACGAGCGUGAUACCCGUGAGCUGCUAGAACGCUGUCACCCCCUCGGAUGGUUCGAGACGAUGCCAGUUCUCUGCGUUGCAACCAACAUUGAGGAGCUCUACAACAGCGUUUUGAUUGAGACCCCCCUCGCUGCCUACUUCAAGGGCAGUCUGAGCCACCAGGACCUUGACGAGCUCAAUAUUGAGAUUGUUCGCAACACCUUGUACAAGAACUACCUCGAGGACUUCUAUAAUUUCGUCAACAGCCAUCCCGAGAUGAGCAACACGCCAACGUCGGAGGUCAUGUCAGAGAUCCUUGAGUUCGAAGCUGAUCGUCGUGCCAUAAACAUUACCCUCAACUCCUUCGGUACUGAGCUGUCCAAGGCUGAUCGUAAGAAGCUCUACCCCAGCUUUGGCAGACUCUAUCCCGAAGGCACCUUGAUGCUCUCGAGGGCGGAUGAUUUUGAGGGCGUGCGUCUGGCGGUGGACGGCCAGUCAGACUACAAAAGCUUCUUCGACGCCGCCGGCCUUGGCGGAGGUGCAUCAGGGCCCGGCAACAUGGGUGGCGGCGCAAGCGGCGAUGGCAAGAGCUUGGAGGACAUGUUUUACCACAAGGAGAUGCAAAUCUCCAAGAACGCAUUCACGAGGCAGUUCUCGUUUGCCAUUGUGUACGCCUGGGUGAGACUCAGGGAACAGGAAAUCCGGAACAUCACCUGGAUUGCAGAGUGUAUUGCCCAGAACCAGAAGGACCGAAUUGGCAACUACAUUAGCGUGUUCUGA
Molecule: messenger RNA, 1098 nt
Organism: Verticillium nonalfalfae
Lineage: Eukaryota; Fungi; Ascomycota; Sordariomycetes; Glomerellales; Plectosphaerellaceae
Gene: VMA6
Product: H(+)-transporting V0 sector ATPase subunit d
Exons: 4
Coding region: 1-1098 (365 amino acids)
Biological process (GO): proton transmembrane transport; vacuolar transport; vacuolar acidification
Cellular component (GO): fungal-type vacuole membrane; proton-transporting V-type ATPase, V0 domain; vacuolar proton-transporting V-type ATPase complex
Molecular function (GO): proton-transporting ATPase activity, rotational mechanism
Source: RefSeq, a predicted model, not a curated record